This is a messenger RNA of Carassius gibelio (silver crucian carp), 814 nucleotides long. RefSeq names its product zinc finger protein 385B-like. The transcript is spliced from 5 exons. The record is from RefSeq and is a predicted model, not a curated record. Gene Ontology annotation, molecular function: nucleic acid binding; zinc ion binding. The coding region runs from base 17 to 814 and encodes 265 amino acids. NCBI's taxonomy places the organism in Eukaryota, Metazoa, Chordata, Actinopteri, Cypriniformes, Cyprinidae. Gene Ontology annotation, cellular component: nucleus.
AACACGUACGCUAGUAAUGCUGGGCUCAGACGACCACGGAGAGACUCUCAAGCGGAACGGUACCGGAAUGAAGCGUCCGCUGAGUCCUGUUGAAGACGGGUUGCUGACCGAACAGACUGGGCAUGAGGGCAUGUCCUCUGAUGGGGUGGAGUUUAUAAGACAGGACGUCCCACCUAUAAACUCUCGUCCGAAGCGGGAGCGCAAACACAGGUCGUACACACUCUGUGAAGUGUGCAACAUUCAGCUGAACUCCGCAGCACAAGCACAGAUACACUACAAUGGCAAAACACACCAGAAAAGACUCAAACACAUAAACAACAGCAGCACAGGUAUGGCUGCUCAGGGGAGCCCCCUGCUGGCCUCAUUACCGGUGCAGGGUCGCCCACUUCAGACCCCUCUGGACCUGAAACACUUCCUGCCCUUCCGGCUCAGUGGCUCCUCCCCCCUCAACCUGUUCCCCAACUUCAACACUAUGGACCCGGUGCAGAAGGCUGUGAUAAACCAUACGUUUGGUGUUCCUCAGUCCCUGAAGAAAAAACAGGUCAUCUCAUGCAAUAUCUGCCACCUGCGCUUCAACUCCACGAAUCAGGCUGAGGCUCAUUAUAAAGGCCAUAAACAUGCUCGUAAGCUGAAAGCUUUAGAGGCUCAGAAGAACAAACAGCAGAGGCGACAACUCGACAACACACAUCACAACCGAGACAGAGAGAAGGACCGAGAGAGGGAAAGGGAGAGAGACAGCAGCAGAGUGAAAACGAGCGCUCCAGAUCCACUUCCUGCCCUGCUGGAUGACACCGCCAUGGAGGAAAGUAAGUGA